Messenger RNA from Cajanus cajan (pigeon pea), 1538 nucleotides. RefSeq names its product mannose-1-phosphate guanylyltransferase 1. Gene Ontology annotation, molecular function: mannose-1-phosphate guanylyltransferase (GTP) activity; GTP binding. The record is from RefSeq and is a predicted model, not a curated record. Gene Ontology annotation, biological process: GDP-mannose biosynthetic process. Lineage: Eukaryota; Viridiplantae; Streptophyta; Magnoliopsida; Fabales; Fabaceae.
UAUAUAAAGAAGGACGAUGACGAGCGGUGACCAACGCCAUCGUAACAGCUCACAUACUGGACCGUUGGGUUGUUCUUCGAGACCCACUCUGACUCGCUGGGUUGACUCGCUCGAGUUUGGUGGGUUCUGACUCGCCCGCGGACGGAUCUCGAUUUUCUCCCAGCAAAGGGCAUUGUAUCACAAUGAAGGCGCUGAUUCUGGUUGGAGGGUUUGGAACAAGGUUGAGGCCAUUGACACUUAGUGUUCCCAAGCCUCUUGUUGAUUUUGCUAACAAGCCCAUGAUUUUGCAUCAGAUAGAGGCUCUAAAGGCCAUUGGCGUCAGUGAAGUGGUUCUAGCUAUCAAUUACCAGCCAGAAGUGAUGUUGAAUUUCUUGAAAGAUUUUGAGGAAAAACUUGGCAUCAAAAUCACUUGUUCUCAAGAAACUGAACCACUGGGAACUGCAGGCCCCUUGGCACUUGCCAGGGAUAAGCUGAUAGAUGACUCAGGAGAGCCAUUUUUUGUUCUCAAUAGUGAUGUUAUCAGUGAGUAUCCGCUUAAAGAAAUGAUUGAAUUUCACAAAGCCCAUGGAGGAGAGGCUUCCAUAAUGGUGACAAAGGUUGAUGAGCCAUCAAAAUAUGGUGUGGUUGUGAUGGAGGAGACUACUGGGCAGGUUGAGAAAUUUGUAGAGAAACCAAAGUUGUUUGUUGGUAACAAAAUUAAUGCUGGAAUCUACUUAUUGAACCCCUCAGUUUUGGAUCGAAUUGAGCUGAGGCCCACUUCUAUCGAGAAAGAGGUGUUUCCAAAGAUUGCAGCAGAGAAAAAGCUAUAUGCAAUGGUUCUGCCAGGAUUCUGGAUGGACAUUGGACAGCCAAGGGACUAUAUUUCUGGCCUGAGACUUUACCUGGACUCACUGAGGAAAAAGAAUCCUUCUAAAUUGGCCAGUGGUCCUCACAUUGUGGGGAAUGUCAUUGUGCAUGAGACUGCCAAAAUUGGCGAGGGAUGUCUCAUUGGACCGGAUGUUGCAAUUGGUCCUGGCUGUAUUGUUGAGUCAGGUGUCAGGCUUUCACGCUGCACAGUCAUGCGAGGAGUUCGGAUUAAAAAGCAUACUUGCAUAUCCAGUAGUAUCAUUGGCUGGCACUCCACUGUUGGGCAAUGGGCUCGUGUGGAGAAUAUGACUAUCCUUGGAGAAGAUGUCCAUGUUUCUGAUGAAGUUUACAGCAAUGGUGGUGUAGUUUUGCCCCACAAGGAGAUCAAGUCAAACAUUCUGAAGCCAGAGAUAGUCAUGUGAGGUUACUGUCUUAAAUUCUUUGCAUGUAUUAGGAGGUAGUAAGUUCUUGAUUCCGAAAUGAGUUUGUUUUUUUAAUUUGGUUUCUUUUUUUCUUGCAUCCCAAUGCUUUUCUCUUUGCUACAUAUUGUACAAGUCAGUUUCGAUUAGAACUGAGUGAUGCCAUAAUUUACAAUGUCGAAAGGUCUAUGUAUUUGUAAAGGGUAUAAACUUGGAUACUGUCUCUAAGUCGUGUAAUCUCCAGUGUUAUGUAUAGAAAUUAAGUUAUUUAUA